GGCGUGUUGUCUUCGCCAACAUGUCGGAGUAGGAGUUUCUAUCAAAACUUUACACUUAAAAUUUAGUGACUGUACACGUUUACUCGGUGCCAGCUGCUGGAGUAUGGCGUGUUACCGGAACGUAGAUGUAGUCGAGCCGUUUCCGAGUGGUUUAAUUAGCCGAUUUGUAAUUUUACUAGUAUUUCUAAGCACAAGCUUCCCGGUUUGUGACUCUGAAGGAAUCAGUCCAGAGAGGUGUCUGAUAUGGGGUCCGGGGCUAAACCCGGACACCGUGUUACCAGUCCGCUACUUCUUUAUUCAGGCAGUGGAUUCAAAAGGAGAAAACCUGACUCUGUCUCCAGGAAAAGACACGUUUAAAGUGAAGAUCGGCUCACUGGAUACGAAUGAGUACCUCCGUAUCCACGUCCCUCCACCUCUGGACAGAGGAGACGGCUCCUUCCUGUUGAGGUAUCGGCUCUACAGCACUGCUCACAAGGGUUUGAAAAUCCAGGUCUCUUACAAAGAUGCUGCUGUGGCUAACUCACCCUACACCAUCCAAGGUCCAGUGCAUCAUGAAUACUGUGACUGUCCUGAGCCCGAUGCCUCCGUCUGGCAGAGCGUCAUGCAGUGUCCCGCCGAUGACCGACAGAUUCUAGAUGACUUUAAGUCGUUUCCCACCAUCGACCUGCAGCAUCUCAGGCAGGAAGUGCCUCACAGAUUCUCCAACAGAGGAGGGCUCAUUCACUACGCCAUCAUCAACAACCACGUGUACCGGCGCACGCUGGGAAAAUACACCGACUUCAAGAUGUUCUCUGAUGAAAUUUUGCUAUCAUUGACGAGGAAGGUGAGGGUGCCUGAUGUGGAGUUUUACAUCAAUGUGGGUGACUGGCCGCUAGAGACGAAGACGUCGGCUGCUGUUCCGAUCUUAUCGUGGUGUGGCUCCACAGACACACGGGAUAUCGUCCUCCCUACCUAUGAGGUCACACACUCCACCCUGGAGACACUGAGAGGGGUCACUAAUGACCUCCUGUCUGUCCAAGGGAAUACAGGUAACUUUGAUACUCCUGAGCAAAACAGCCCUCAGUUUAUGUCAUCAUCGCUCUCAGAGCGACAGACGGGACAGCCGACGCAACACGCAGACAUGGAGCUGGUGCCUCAGCUGGAUGACCACACUGCUGCCUGCAGAUGUGAGCGUAAUAGCUACAAAGAAGAAACGGACGUGAAGGAUGAACUAUGACGGGCUCCGGCUUUAGUCUUUAAGCACUCGAGUCUCUUUUUCUGUGUGAAAACAUUCCUGAUAUCUAAAGAGAUGAUAGCGUAAUGUUCCUGAUGCCUAAGGGCAUAUGAAUGUUCAACAUUCCACUUUAAUUUUGGACAGUAGAGGGAUUUUAUGAUAAAACCAUAGCGGUCAGAAAUUUUGAGAUCGAGCUCAAAGACAAUCUGUGAUCAUGUGAGCAUUAAUGUUUUAAAACGUGUUUUAUGUUGUUGCUGUGGGAGUUGUUGUUUUUUUUAUACCUGUUUAGUGAUGGAGGAACUUGGAUGAGUGUAAAUGUGCCUUUAAAUUGGAUACUUGUUUUCUUUAUCUAAACUAAAAACUUUGUCUUAAAAUA
Neolamprologus brichardi is the source of this 1589-nucleotide messenger RNA. Lineage: Eukaryota; Metazoa; Chordata; Actinopteri; Cichliformes; Cichlidae. The record is from RefSeq and is a predicted model, not a curated record.